AUGGCUAGAGCCAUAGGGAAUCGAUCCCUUGCUCUUGUUAAUUUAGGAAAACUCAAAUUCAGCCUUCCCUCGGCUGUAGUGAGCGCCUCUAGCUGCGCCGAAUCCUGGCACGGCUUUCCAGCCCGGAAGAUCACAUACCUAUAA
Molecule: messenger RNA, 144 nt
Organism: Trichoderma gamsii
Lineage: Eukaryota; Fungi; Ascomycota; Sordariomycetes; Hypocreales; Hypocreaceae
Exons: 1
Coding region: 1-144 (47 amino acids)
Source: RefSeq, a predicted model, not a curated record